Messenger RNA from Passer domesticus (house sparrow), 5783 nucleotides. RefSeq names its product CASP8 and FADD like apoptosis regulator (gene CFLAR). Lineage: Eukaryota; Metazoa; Chordata; Aves; Passeriformes; Passeridae. The record is from RefSeq and is a predicted model, not a curated record. Gene Ontology annotation, biological process: regulation of apoptotic process; proteolysis. Bases 398 to 1861 code for a protein of 487 amino acids. Gene Ontology annotation, molecular function: cysteine-type endopeptidase activity; protein binding. The transcript has 11 exons.
GCCAGAACACGUGCCCACACUGCCCGCAGGUCCGUAAGCGCUCACCGAAAGCCCUGCUACUGCUUCACAGCUCGCAGGGCCAACACAGAGCCCUUCUGUCUGUCCCCACGCCAGCAGCAGGACAGAAACACGGCCUGUGUUUCAGAGAAUGAGCUAAUGUAGUCACUGGAAAAUCCUGGAUGGAAACCAAUGUGUGCUGGAUCAGUGAUUUGGCAAUGGCCAAAUGCCAGUUUUCCUGUGUUGUUGUGAACAGUUUUACACACAGACCUGCCUUUGUAGAAAUGCACCUAGUUAAGAAUGAACACAAGAGAAGUGCUGUGGUAGACACAGGCUUCAUGUCAUGUUGGUUUCCAGUUUAAAAACCAGUAGGCAAUUUUAAAGGAACAGCAACAAAGUGAUGACCCGGUGCCAAGUGCCAGCUUUCCUUAUUCAUCAGAUUCAAGAAGAAUUGGAUAAAGAAGAAGAAGAGAUGAUGGUUUUCCUGUGCCGAGACCUUGCUCCUGACUUGGCCACUGCUGAUCUUAAAGAGAUCUUGGUGGCUUUGAAUGAGAGAGAGAAACUGACUCCUGCUGGCUUGUCUGAGCUGUUGUACAGAGUUAAGAGGUUUGACUUGCUGAGGAGGAUCCUGAACACAGAGAAAGCAACAGUGGAAGCUCACCUUGCCAGGAGUCUCAGACUCAUCCCUGAUUACAGGGUACUAAUGGUAGAGAUAAAUGAAAAUCUGGAAAAAGAUGAAGUGGGUUCUCUUGGUUUUCUACUCAGAGAUUAUGCACCUCGUAUGAAAAUGGCAAAAGAUAAGAGUUUUCUAGCUCUUAUAAUUGAGCUGGAGAAGCUAAAUUUGGUGGCUCCUAAUCAACUGGAUUUGAUAGAGAACUGUUUUCAAAGUAUUCACAGGAUAGAUUUGAUUAGGAAGAUUCAGAAGUACAAACACGAAGCUUCAGUGUCCUCUGUUCAUUCUCAGCCAGUUUAUAUAAAUGCUCAUCAGGCCUCUCUCCCUAAUUUCAAUCUGAUUGAUCCUCCUUAUCAUUCAGGGAUACAGAAUCAGAACACAGAAAAAUUACAAAAUGGAACAAGUCUUACUCUGGCUGCAGCAGAACCACUUCACAUGUCCAUCGAGGAGUCAGGAUCAGUGCCACAUAAGAUGUCUGAUGAUUCCUACAGAAUGCAAAGUCGGCCUUUAGGAAUAUGCCUGAUAAUAGAUUGUAUUGGCAAUGACACUGAUGUGUUGGAAGAGACCUUCAGAGGCUUAGGCUAUGAUGUUCAUUGUCACAGAUAUUUAAAUAUGAACUCCAUGAAUCAAACAUUGCUUGAAGUUGCAAGGUGGCAGAAGCACAAAAAUUGUGACAGCUUUGUUUGCAUAUUGGUCAGCCGUGGAAACUCCCAGAGCAUCUUCUGUACAGACCACACCUUUUCUGGAUUCCCUUUGGAACAAAUAAAGAAAUACUUUACAGCAGACUCAUGUCCUGGACUCCUAGGAAAACCGAAGCUUUUUUUUAUUCAGAGCUACAUUGUGCCAGAUAAUGAGCAAGAAUGUACCAGUCUGUUGGAAGUCGAUGGGAAUGCUGAGAACAUCAGAGCUAAAGUCACUAUUCCCCAUACAGCAGACAUCUUUUGGAGUCAUUGCAAGGUGGAUGUGUCUACACUGGAACAAUCCCCAACUUCACCCUCAUAUUAUCUGCGUUGUCUGGCUGAGCUACUCCAUAAUCCUUAUAAAAGGAAACUCUGUAUAUUGGCUAUCCAUAUGGAACUGAACAGAAAAAUUUAUGAUGGGAACAUGACCAAGGACCCAAGCCAACAAUACUCACUGCUGCUCCAGCAUACACUGAGGAAGAAACUUUUUUUCCCACUUGACUGCUGUUAGAAAGUACAUAUUUGAAAUUAUUAAAAAGCAUUUGCUCUCAUGCAAACAGAUCAAUGCAUACUUUUAUUUAUGCAUUAUUUCAUGUAUGUCUAAAGUGCCUGUUGCUUCCAAGUACAGGAAUUUACAAGCAUUUUAGUGUGCUAAGACACUAGAUUUUGUAUUUUAAUAUCGUAGUCUCUGAAAGCUUGGAUGAGAAUGGUAGCUAUUGUAUAGCAGUGUGGCAUAUCUUGUUACUGAAUACCUGAGGUAAACAGAGUGUAAAGAGAUUUAAACUGUAUAGCUGUUGGGUUUUCCAAGAAAAAACAGAAGUGUUUUUAUUGCUUCAUUGGUAGUUUUUAACAUAACCUCCUAGCAGUUAAUACUUAAACAAAUAUAAGCCAGCCCAAACCACUGAAACACAUUGAUUACUUUCUCCUGCACUUAGUAAGUGGCAAAUGUCUCAGCAUUCCUGCCCAGUAAUGCCAGUUCUUUGCUUGCAAGUUGUGGCUUGCAUGCCUCUAUAGACUGGCAAAACAGAAGGGAGAGAGAUGGUCUUUUCAGUAAUCUGGAUUCCAUCUGUUUACUGCAUUAAAGAUUGCAAUGUUAGAACUGUCUACUGUUCACAGGGGGUCUGUGUUAAUAAAUGAGACAGUCUGCCAUGGUUUGGGCCAAGUAUGUUUUCUGCUGAUGCAAAAAUGAGUGUACAUGUGACAGGACAUUACAGUAAAGUGCCGCAGUUUAAAAAAUGUGGGAUUUUGGCAGAUGUCUUGUGGAAGCUGAAACAUGAUUCACACUCAUUGUACCAGGCGUAGUUGUAAAAAGAUACUUCAAAAUAUUUCAAUUUAAAUGUAGUAUGUAGCAGCCAUGCUACAUACUACAUUUAAGACUGGAUUAUGUUCUAUCCUUACUGCUUUUGCUUAUGAAAAAGAAUAUGCUUCUAUUAAUUCAUUUUUUCCCCAAGUGCUCUUGUUCUUGUGGGGAAAAAAAGGGAAAAUUGUCUUAAAUACAAAAAUUUUUCUCCAGUGUAGCAGCUGCCUAACUAAAAGUUAACUGCCUUAAAGUUCAGUUAGCUUACUUGUAUAACAGUAUAACCUGGAUGGGUUGUGUUGAAGUUUAUUGUCACUGAACUUAGUGACAAUAAAGUAAACCACUUGUAAACAUUUAAUUUUUAGUCCUAAUAUAGUCUCCUAUGUGGGAAAAUAAUUCAAGGUCCUGGUGUGUUCUGCUUGGUUUCUGUUUGAAUUUUUAAUGGCAAAAGAAAAGGAUACAAAAUGACAGAUAUGGAAUUUUAGAAGUUACUUCUUGUGGUGGCUGGUAAAUGAACUAAAUGGUGAAACAAAUGUUUCCUGUGGUUGUAGAAAUAAGGUGUCAUGUCAAAUUACAUAUAUCUAAGUAAUUUUAAUAUAUGUGAUCUUCUUCACAGAUUAACUUCACUUUCCAAUUUCCUUUACUACCUUUUGCAUUUGAAAAGCACUUCUGCUACCUUAUAGACAACCAAAAGCAGGGAGAAUCCAACUGAGGAAGCAGAUGAGGAAAAGAAAUGUGGAAAUUUUAAGCAGGAACAAGAAGGGAAAUGGUAGGGAGCAUCAAGAGAAGAACAAGUAGGGGAAAGAUGAUUCGGAGGAGAAAUACAGUAUUAAUAUUGGAAGGAGAAGAAAACAGGAAAAAGGAAGUGAGAAUAAUAGUGGCUGUCUUUACAGACUAAUGAUGUGGUGAGUUGGUUGAUGUUUUGUGGGCUGGUUGGUUGGGGGGUUUAGAGUGAUGCUAACUAAAUGCAACUAUUUACUUAAAAUACUAGCAGUAGCAUAUAUUCUGCUUUUACGGUUUUGUGACAAGUUUGGUUUGGGGGUUGAGAAGUAUAUAUGUUCUUUGCCUUACUGCAAGACGGUAAGUAAAGUCCAUGUGCCUUUCAUUAAGAUAUUAUGCAGAAAUGCUGUUUUGAAAACUAGAGACUCGUGUAAUCAACCCUUUCAGUGGAAAAGGAAGGGACUCUCUUUUGCGCAUGGCUGCUGACGCUGUUGAGUUAGAGACGGAAAGAAAGAUUCCCGUUUUCAGGUGGCUCAGAAGGCUCAAGAACAAUCUUCAUUAGCAAGAAGCAGCGAACUUUAUAGUCUCAGUUGGUAAGUGGGACUAGAUUGCUCUCAAAGUAGGAACAUCUCACACCAUGCACUAUGAAUAACUUGCUGUGAAGAACCAUAACCAUGAACAGAAAGAGAGAUAAUAAUUGUUUGAAUUCUUUCAUCUAAGAUUCCCAGGCUCAGCCUGGGAGAAGUUGUCUCUGUUCUUUCUUCGACUGAACUGAGAAUAUCCACAGGUUGCUUGGUUGGAAAUGGUUAUAACCCUCAAGAGUUGUGGGGACAGACGUGUAUUGUGCAGCAUUCGUGGGUGUCAGAUACUGAUUUUUUACACUGAUCCUCAGUAGAUUCUUAAACCAUAGCCAUACACAAUCUGUAAUUGUACAUCUAAGCAGUAUUUAUUGCCUUGACACCUCUUUCAGAUGUAGCAUUCAGGCAGGCUGAUUCCCUGUACCUGUUGCAUAGUGAGUAUUUAUGCAGGACUUCUGUGAUGGCAGUUGUCCAUUGCUUCUCCCAUAGCUUAUAGAAUAGACUCCUAGAAUAUGCUGAGUUAGAAGGGACCCAUCAGGGUCAUUGAGACCAACUCCUGGUCCUGCACAUGACACCCAAGAAUCCCACCAUGUGCCUGAGAGUGUUGUGCAAAAGCUUCUUGAGCUCUGUCAGGGUUGGAGCUGUGACCACUUCCCUGGGGAGCCUGUUCCAGUGCUCAGCCACCCUCUGGGUGAAGAACCUCUUCCUGAAAUCUACCCUAACCCUCCCCUGCCACAGUUUCAUUUCUCAAGUCCUCUCAGUGGUCACCAGAGACAAGCAGUUGAUACCUCUGCCCCUCUGCUUCCCCUCGUGAGGAUGUUGAAGACUGCAAUGAGGUCACCCCUCAGUCUCCUCUUUUCCAGGCUGAACAAACCAAGCGACCUCAACCCCUCCUCAGGGGGCCUCCUCUCCAAAAACCUUACCAAGUUUCUGUGUCACUCUGUACACAUGAUGGGGACUGUCUCUUCUUGCCAUAGUGCACGCAUAGAGUUUAGGGUGUUAGCACAGGAACAUAGAGAGUGACAUGCUGCUGAAAUUUCUUGGUCUUGGACUGAUGAAAUGUCUAGUUUUCACAACCUAUUAUUGAAGGAGAUAAAACAAGUUGCGCUGCUCCUGCAUUGUCAGAGGUUGGAAUAAGGCUGUCAGAGUCACAGCACUUAAUUAUAGUUUUGAUUUCUGAUAACUGGAAAAAAAAAUUGUUGUUGUUCUCUCUAUGCUCUGUAUAUGGACAGUGGUGCCUUUAAGUGGCUCGGAAGGUGUUCUCAUGAGGCAAGACAUUCAGUGGUGUUUUGUACCAGACUUGAGUUGCAUGUUUUUUUCUCAGCCAUCUACACUGAUGUGGCUGAGCCAUAAAUUGAGUUUACUUUGCACUGUUACAUAUUUGUGUACUACAGUGGUUGCCAACUCAUUAUCCAAAAUAGAAGUUAUGUUCAAGAGGCUGUUACUGUGCUAGCACUUGUAAAUGGAGCAUGUUGUAUGGCUGAUCUCCCCUUUCAAUUCUGCAUUUGAAAGAAGUAACACUGGCUCCUAUUACAGGUACCUGAAUCAGGGAAGCUUUUUGUGGGAGUUUCUGAGAAUUCUUUUCUGCUUUCCAGAGUCUUAAGCUUCUGACAUGCAGAACAGUGUUGCUGAGAAGAGGCCACUGUCUGUGUGGAUGAUAUAUAUUCAAUUUAAAUUAAAUCUCCUGUACUGAAUUAUUUGACAGCUUUUCUGUGGCUGGUUUAAAUAAUGUCUAUUUUUCAGCUUCUGUAUUAGAAAUAAUAAUAAGACACUAUAAUUGGAUACAAAUGCUGGGUUUCAUGCUGAUAUUCUGAAUAAAAUUUCUGUAUGCAGUCAGA